AUGGAAGGGAACUUGUCAAAGGAUUCUGUUUCGUUUGAUCGGGUGGUCGAUGAAGACGACGAGGGAGGGAGAAAGAGGGCUGAGAGGAAGGAGGUGAAGAAACCGCACAACCCAGACAGAGUCAAGUACAUUGAGAAGCAGCUCUGGGACAAGGGUGUGCAGCGCAUGGAACGUCACCCUGUGGAUGGGCUCGGCGGGCUUGGACAGCCCCCACCCAAGUCCGGUCACGGUGGCAAGUACACUUGGGAGGAUCCGUGUGAUGCUGCCGAGAAUGAGCUUUCGCCUACGCUGCCGGCCAUCGACGAGGGAGAUCCCAACUAUGUGGAGGAGGAGGAAGAAAAGGGCGUUGUGAAGGAUGAGGAGCCCCAGGUUGUGGGAGAAGUGGAAGUUGCUAAGCUUGCGCAGGAUAGAGAGGGGGUUGCCAAGCUUGAGAUCAAUCCGCCUCUUGGUGUUUGA
This is a messenger RNA of Nelumbo nucifera (sacred lotus), 456 nucleotides long. RefSeq lists its product as uncharacterized. Lineage: Eukaryota; Viridiplantae; Streptophyta; Magnoliopsida; Proteales; Nelumbonaceae. The record is from RefSeq and is a predicted model, not a curated record.